Dipodomys ordii (Ord's kangaroo rat) is the source of this 567-nucleotide messenger RNA. RefSeq names its product testis expressed 29 (gene Tex29). The coding region runs from base 1 to 567 and encodes 188 amino acids. The transcript has 5 exons. The record is from RefSeq and is a predicted model, not a curated record. NCBI's taxonomy places the organism in Eukaryota, Metazoa, Chordata, Mammalia, Rodentia, Heteromyidae.
AUGAGAUAUGUGCCGGAAGUCAAGAAGUCCCCACCGCACCUCCUGAAGAAGUUUGCAGUGUGUGACAUCCCGCUGUAUGACAUCUGUGACUACAACGUCACCAGAGACCGGUGCAAGGACCUGGGGUGCUGCUUCUACAAGGGUGUCUGCUACGAGAAGGGUAUUCCUGUGUACGUGCAUGUGUUCUCCGCCUUGAUUGUGAUCAUCGCUGCAGCCUUCAUCAUCACCAUCAUCUACAGAGUUGUUAAGGAGAGCAGGCGAGAAAAGGAGGGUUCCGCAGACGCCAAGGACAACAAAAAUGCCUCCCAAGGGUCGCAGAAGUCUCAGACCGUCUCGCAGAAGUCGCAGAGCGUCUCCUUCUCUAAGAGCGUGGACAGCCGAGAAGGUGGCCGUGCCGAGCCGUCCUCAGUUCACGGGAAGUUCACACAAGCCCUGGGCAACCCGGCCAUCCACGCCAGCGUGCUCAGCGCUCGGCCUCUUGGCAGCCUGUCCCAUCCCAUUUCUGCUGAGCGCCCUUUUCUCCUCUUUCCUCCAACAGCGGACAUGUCAGGGGAUGAGAUGGAGUGA